Messenger RNA from Triticum turgidum subsp. durum (durum wheat), 1995 nucleotides. The record is from the annotation of a GenBank genome assembly. NCBI's taxonomy places the organism in Eukaryota, Viridiplantae, Streptophyta, Magnoliopsida, Poales, Poaceae.
AUGGAGCAGCUCCGGCAGAUCGGUGAGGUGGUGGGCAGCAUCAACGCGCUCAUGGCGUUCGAGGCCGACCUCCGCAUCAACCCUCGCCAGUGCCGCCUCCUCGCCGAAACCUGCGCGCACGCGCUGGACGCCAUCACCGGCAAUGUCCGAGCCCACCUUCGCUUCGACGAGCGCGGCACCAAGUGGCGCGCCCUGGAGUCCCCGCUCCGCGAGCUCCACCGCGCGCUCCGCGACGCCGAGGGCUACGUCCGGCAGUGCCUCGACCCGCGCGGCAGCUGGUGGGCCCGCGCCGCGGCCAUGGUGCACGGCACGGAGUGCGUCGAGCACCACCUCCACAACAUCCUGUGGUGCGUCUCCGUCGCCGUCGAUGCCAUCGAGGCCGCCGGGGAGAUCGCCGGCUCCGAGCCGGACGAUCACGCGCGGACACGGCUUCUGCUCGCCAGCAAGUACGACAGGGACAUGCUCGAGCCAAAGCUGUUCCAGCUCGUGCACGGCAAGCGCUACUUGGUGUCCCGUGAACUGGUCGUUCGGAUGGACGCGGCGUGGAAGGAGGACAGGUGGGCGCUGUCGCAGCUGCUCGACGAAAUGACGGGCCCGGCGGCGCCGAAGCGCCUGACCAAGAACGAGCACCGCCUCGCCGAGGUCCUCGCCGCGCCCAGGGGGAGGCUGCACCCGGCGUCCAUUCUGCUUGGAGACGACUACAGCGUCCGCAGGAGGCUAGGCGGCCGCCUCAAGGAGGUGCAAUGGAUGGGGGAGAGCUUCGCGAUGAAGCAUUUCAUCGGGGACGGCGAGGCCGUCGGCGCCGAGAUCGAGCUGCUGGCCUCGGUGGCGCACCCGAACGUCGCGCACGCCACCUACUGCUUCCACGACGAGGAGAGGAAGGAUUACUUUGUGGUCAUGGACCAGCUCAUGGCCAAGGACCUGGGAAGCUACGUCAAGGAGGUGAGCUGCCCGCGGCGGCGGACACCGUUCCCUGUCAUCGUCGCCAUCGACAUCAUGCUGCAGAUCGCGCGCGGGAUGGAGUACCUGCACGCGAAGGGAAUGUACCACGGCGAGCUGAACCCGUCCAAUGUGCUCGUGAGGCCACGGCAAGCCGACGGCGGCUACGUGCAGGUCAAGGUCACCGGGUUCGGGCAGUCCGGCAUCGCAAUGGGCGCCAAUGUCAACGGCGACGAUAACGCCUGCAUCUGGUACGCGCCCGAGGUGCUCAAGCCGGAGGUCGCGGGUGCAGAGUCCAGGCGCACCGAGAAGGCCGACGUGUACAGCUUCGCCAUGAUCUGCUUCGAGCUCCUGACCGGCAAGGUCCCGUUCGAGGACAACCACCUGCAGGGCGACAAGACAAGCAAGAACAUCCGCGCCGGCGAGCGGCCGCUGUUCCCGUUCCAGACGCCCAAGUACCUGACCGCCCUGACCAAGCGGUGCUGGCACGCCGACCCGGAGCAGCGGCCGGGCUUCUCCUCCGUCUGCCGCGUCCUCCGGUACGUGAAGCGGUUCCUGGUCAUGAACCCGGAGCAGCAGCAGCAGGCCGCGCAGGGCGACGAGCCCGUUGUGCCACCCGUGGACUACCUCGACCUGGAGAUGCAGCUGCUGAGGAAGCUCCCGGCGUGGCAGCGAGGUGAGGGCGCCCGCGUGUCGGACGUGCCAUUCCAGAUGUUCGCGUACAAGGUGUUGGAGAGGGAGAAGAUCGCAGGCGUGGCGCAGGCCAGGGACAAGGCCUCCGACUCGGGCAGCGAAGGGAACUCGCUGUACGGCGAUGAGAACGGCGUUGGGGUAAUGUCGCCGGACCGCCCUUCCUCGGUGGCGUCGAACGGCACCAUGCGGCCGCUGCCGGACAGCAGCGAUGGAAAGAAGCCGCCGUCGGCCAAGAAAGCGGACGGCAAGGCGGCCAGGCAACCAGUUGCAGGGCACCCGCAGAAGGUGAAGCCGGGCAACCCAGCGAGGACUCCGCAGGCACCAAGACGGACGCUCGGAGUGAAGACCGACGGCGUCUCGUAG